AUGGUUUUCCAGAGCGAACGGUUUAAAGAGAAGAAACCUGACGAAUCUCCUGGACCUGCCCAUUAUUCUGUAAGUUCAGCGCCCUACUCUUGACACAAGCAGUCAUAUGCAAAAGUGCGCAAUAAUUUGGCAUUUUCGAAGUUGGGUACCUAGCGUACUUUUGUUGGAAUCGGACAGCGCUCUUCUGGAUGUCAGUCUUAGAAAGAUAUAUGUUUUAUCCUGGUUGGAAGAGGGAAAUGGACGAGUUUGUUUUGUCUCGUAGUCCCGAGACUGGGUCUACGCAGCCAGUCGCAUAAUGCAUGACAAUCAGAAAUCGAGAUGUUUUACUGACAAAGAACAGAGACAAUGAAAUAGCCGUUUCUGGAUAAUUUGCCAUCAUCGGCCAAAGACACCCCAGGUCGGGCGCCUAAGUUUUGAAUCACAGUUAAUUGGUCCCCUACAAUUUUUUCUAUCGGUCACUUUCCUAUAUGAAUUAUGGACUCAAAACCUUACAGAGGAGAUCAGAUUAUUUGCAAUUGUACCAUAGGGGCAUUACACAAAAUGGGAAGAGUGACUUAAAAGUGCUCGAUAACCAAAGGAUCGCGAUUCGGAUCUUAUGGGUCCGGCAUCCGGUUGUGGCGAGCCUAGCUGACCAAAAGUGAUCAUUCCAGUUACCUUAGUCUUUGCCGACAGCAUUUUUCGAUGCAAGCCACAUGAGGCAUUUGGCGGAACGUUAAUUCGGUGUCUAUGUGGAGAAAACAUAUUUGAUGACCAACCCCCAGACCCAAAAUAAGGAAAUAUUAGUGCAUUUUCCUAACCCGUAAAAUUAAAUCCGCUUUUGCAAUCUAAUAUUCUUCCUUAAGAGACAAAAUCAGCCGUGCAAACAAGCCCUUUUUGGCCAUACCCCCUAAUAUUUGGAAGUAUCUGAAACAUACUCUAGCAUGUUCCUGGACAUUUGUGUCGGUAUUCAGUAACCCGUAAACCCGUGCUCGGGUUUAAACUACUCAUCUUGUUUAUGGGAUAUUAUGCACACAAAUAGCGGCGGUCACCGCCCAGAAAGCUGCUAUAGUUAUGUGCUGGAUGACUUGAAUUUCCGGGUAGCGGAUUUCAGUUGGAAGUGAAUACUUAUGGUAAACUCUCUUUUGCUUAAUUAUGAAAUUAACCUCCCACCUCCAGCAGUGCACUAAUCAGACACGGAGAAUUAUCGCUUUAUACAGGGACGCGAAACAUUCUUUUAAGUCGGACAUUUUUAAAUGCAGACAGAUGCAUAUAUGUUAUUUGGGUGGCUGCAAGGAGUUCCUCCGAGUUCAUGUUGAUCUUGUCCUAGCACUUUUUAUUGGAAAGAAAACGGCCGUAUAUAUUUAUCAUCCCCCGCCCGAAAAUCGUCCACCCAUGUUUUCAAAUUUGGGGACAAUCAAAACAGUAAAAGUACGACUUCGAAGGCGCAAACUAAGAGGAUAGACCUAAUUCCAAACAUAACGUUAAACUCCAUUGAAACCCUAAGCCCAAUGCUUAAUUCCAAUUUGGAAAAACAUCUCAUUAAUUUUUGAGGUGUGUCGGUAAGUGUGUCUCAUCAAGAUGACUUUUAUGCAGAUCUUUGUCGACUAUCUCCCUGCUAACGAUUCACAUGAAUGCAUUAACACCUUUACAUUGGGCAGUCCCGUAACAGGUUUCCCAGACUGUAUCGCUUCCUUUGAAGCAAGAUCGCCAAAAUUUCAUCGUAAACUCUAUUCUGGUGGACCUCCCCAAGAUCGGCCCCUGUUUGCCUACUCGAUUUUGCGACCGAUCUCGUGAAAUAUUAACCAAAAUUCUGGAAUGCUCUUUUGAUUAGGAAGGACUUCUUUGGUGGUGUUGCGAGAAUGAUUAUCACGCAGCCUAGCCUUAAGAUACUUCAGACACGGUAAGAUGCCAGCUUAUAAAUGCAUUUCUUUACGGCCGUCUGCAAAGACCGCACUCGGUGUAAAAUGGCAAUGUAAGCAGUAAGAAUGUUUCCUAUUCUUAUAGCUCCAAAUGUAUUUUACGGAUAACAUGCAUAAAAUGCGACUUCUUCUGCUGUUUUGCUAUCAGAUCACGUCUUCUCCAAAUUUUCUAUUUAAAGAAAGCAUAGGCAACGUUAGGCUGUAGGGCACCAACUAACUUGUCGUAGGUUGAACAAUGGUAAAGGGGGUUUUACGGAUGGGCAAUACGCAGGAGGGAGGGCGGCUGGGAUGCUAGAAGAUACAGAAAAUAAAUAAAUUUCUACCGAAAGUUUUAUCGUACGCUGUCACUUGGCAAAGAAAGUGAGCGUGAUAUUUAAAAAAUAAACGAAAGGUGAUUUCCAAAAAAUAAGGGACUUCGAAUAAACCGCCGCUUGUGAGUCUACGUUUGGCCAGGAACGCAGGGGAGUUUCAAACAAUGGAAACGGUGAAAAAUAAGUAAGAUUUACCGCCAUACUGAAUUUUGGCGUGCAUGUUGGAGUUGCCAGCUACAGAAGAUCCUAACCCCUACCGUUGCCAAAGCAUUUUCUUGGCCCUUAAAGUUUUUCUAUUCUGGAGUAAUUUUUAAACAGAUCUGCCGUUACAUCUUCAUCCAAAGUUUGUAGUAUAGAAGCUGAGGUGUCUUGUUACCAAAUGAGUAUAAGAACUAGUACCUUUAUGCAUAUUUCCAACAAAACAUAUUUGAAUUUGCAAGGACGUCGAAAAGUCAACGAAAAAGUAAUACUACGUAAGUGGCCACUUCUCGCCGAGUGCGGUUUCUGCAGGCGAACGAAAGAAAAUGCAUCCGAAAGUUGGUUUCCCGUCAUAUCUGAAAUGCCGUUGGAUUAUACCGCAUGAUAACCAAUAUUACAACUCUACUAAAGCAAUUUGGGUUGGAUCUCAUUUGGCAGCCUUACCUGCAUUAGACAAGCCCCAGCCUGACCCCUGACCGCUAACCCCUAGGCCCUAACAUCAAUCCGUAACCUCAGUCCCUAACUCCAACCCCUAACCCCUAACCCUAACCCUUAACCCCUAACAGGUACGGCUACAAAAUAAGAUCUUUCCGCAAAUUUUCCUAAUUGAAAAUACUUCACAACUUCAGUUAACGCUUUACGAGGCCGGUCACUAGUUGUAAGUCGUCAAGUUAAUUUGUAAUCACAUUAGUCUACAGGCAGAAUUUAAAGAACUCUUUUCAGAAUGGUCAUGUUUUACCACACACGAGAUUAGCAGGCUAUGUGAAGCAAGGAGGGGUAUGCUCGCGGCACAGCCAAUCAGAAGAAAGUGAGACUGGGUUUUUCUUCUAAUGUGACUUCAGCUCAAAAGGUGGUGGGAGUCUAAGCACCGCUCGGUAGUUUUCCUAUGCGGUAAACGUCUCUUUUUUGCCGGUUAGGCAAAAAUCAGAAAACGGAGGUACUUCAAGACAGACAUACUUUCAAGCGGCAGUUUUCGAAGCCAUAUCGACCAUGCAGUUAAUCAGAAUCUUCAAUAUCAAGGUUGGAGCAACCGGUAGAACGUGUGUCCGGCUUUGUCACUAUAAUUGAGGCAUUCGGCUGGGUCCUAUAGAGGUCAUAUGGGCAGAGCGGAAAACUGGAGUCAAAGAAAAGUAUGGCUGUUUGAAUGGACCGCGCUUGUUAAUUAGUGAGGUGGUGUUCCACAUCAAAUCCAAGUCUGGAGACUCGGUGAGGUGGUUGCUCAUCCGCCUGCUCCCAGACCCUUUGGCAAGAUAGCCUUCCUGAUCAGCCCCUCUGGGAUGAGGACCAUACACUUCCUCAUUGCAGUCCAUUGCCAAGGAAACUGCGUCCAAUAACAACCAUUAUUCGGCUUUCCUGUUCUCUCUAUGUACUUUUUAUGCACCCAAGGCUUUUUUGCAUACAAUCUGAACGACCACGCACCAACAUGUACGCAUACUGACCACAUGUGAUAAAGAUUCUUUAUACCCUCCUGAUUGAUCUUCAGUCGGCUAAGAUUCUUUUUGUAGGAGACAGGUGCGCGGUAGUGUAUCAGUACGAAAGCUUUUUAAAAUGAAGUGGAUAAGGAUACUAAGGCGAGGCAGGCAUUUCUCUCAGGUCCCGUUUUCAAUGGAUAGAAGCAUAGAUCCUCAUUUAACUAUUCAAACCAAAAGAGCAAGAACAUUCGAACUAUCCGAAAGUGCAGGUUCAUUUAUCGCAUGUCUUGAGCUAAUAUCCGAUUCUUUCGUCAGAAGCUAAAAAAUUAGUCCAAUUUGCAGUCUCUUCGUGCACGUUCCAUCGAAUCAGUCAUUGAAGCGCCUUUGUUGGAGGUUACAGAAUAAGGACCUGAACUCAAAUGUCAGUUGGACCGACCGUCGGCUCGAACAUCCACCUGAAUACCCUGUUCUAUGCAGUCACGUCCGAUGAAAAUCGACUAAUAACUAUUUCACAAAUUCGAUAAAUUUUCUUACGUGUAUGAUGAACUCUAGUGCUAGUUCGGAGCGUCGGAUAAAAAACCUAUUUCGGAGAGUUGACUUCUUUCUCCUUCUGGACAGUCUACAGUACUUUUUUAAAAAUGCAAAUUUGCACUAGGCAGUGAUGGCUUUAGGCGUCGUCCUGUUGACUAUAAAUAGACGCUGUUUUGCCUCCAUGGAAGUCCUAGUUUAUAUUUGAUCUUACAUACUCUGUGGCUAUUUCUACUAGUCACCGUUAACAUCCUCGAAAGGAAUGCAGUUAGUCUGCUUGAAAGUCAGGACCUUUUAUCUUUUUUUGUUGGAGGAUGAAGGGCCGUAGUGUCUAAUCAUAAAAUAGAGAUCAUUGCGAAAGGGUUCGUAAUCUCAUCCUAGCCAGAAAUGGGCCCCAGCAGGAUUCCUCCACUUGAAACUUCUGGCGAUUUUUUGUAGGAAUGUACAAUGGCAUCCUAGACCUGUGAGUCUGCUUGAGAACACACAAUCUGUAAAGCAACUAUGCCCAGUGUGGAUGCGCUCCAAAGGAGCGUUUGAGUUUUCGCAAAUGUUUUCUUAAACCAAGUCUUUCGUUGGAUUCCGCCCCCGUACCUAAGUGCAGAUGACGAUGUAAGGCUAUGCGCCACAUGGCUUAGAUUUGUGAAACGUUUGGAGUUUUAAUUUCUUUGCCUUUUAACCAUUGCUUCAAAGUACACACAUAAAGACUGGGAGUUUCACAUGCAAAAAAUGCUUUUGCUUGGCCUUGCCUGCCAAUCAUGCAUUCGAUCAUAACUUCCAUUUUAUUUUUCUCCGUGUCAACAGGAGAAAUAGGUUUUUUAUAAUGACAUAAGUGAGUUCAGUUUUGGGCCUUGACAAUGCGCGACACCGUUAAUAACAACCACGUCCAUGGUUGAAAAUAAAUCAACGUAGCUUUGAGUAUCUGGACAUAAUUCGCGGUUUUAAUCAUCGCUGGAAGUCAGCAACACCAGACCGGCGGUUAUGAAAGCCUGAAAUAAAAGAGCCUACCUUAGUUUUGCGGUUGAACAUCUGCCUGUCUAGCGAGUCGCGCUGACAGCACAUAUUUUAAACUCCCCUGUUGCUUAAUCUCGGAUUGACUGAUUUGUCUGCCAUCCUCUAGACCUCCCUCCUAAUCCUUCUGUCCACAUUUGGUAAGUUUCAAGCCGGCAGAAGUCUGUCGUUCCGCCAAGAGAAGCAGAGGUUAGGGCUUACAUUUGUGACCCAAGCACUUGGCGCUAGCAUGUUCGCCUACACGCCCCGACCUCUAGGCUUGGCGUGCGUCCCCCGCCCCCUCAGCACCAACAGAAACAGGGCUGGUGGACAUCGAAGAGGUGCUGUAGCAACUGACGCGCCCUCAGGGACUGCACAUCAUGCUGGCGCCAAAAUCUGCCCCUCUCGUAAAUUAACAGUCUCCAAACUCCCCUCCCACCCACGGAAAUGGCCCUUUGCUGGUGGGUUAACGUCGUGGGGGUGUGCAGCUGGUCGGCAUGUGUGCGAUCCAUGUCUUCGGUUUCGCCUAGCCACCUUGUGUGCACGUGGAGGAAUCACACUCUCCCCCUUUCUACACCACAACCACCCACAGCAGGCCCAACAGUUGGUUCUGUAGGCGUACUGUGUGCACCUCUCCCCUGCUCCCCCCGGCACACACUUCCACCGAACUCGCAUACCUUGGACGCAGUAUCUUGGACGAGGGUAUAGGGUUUUCGUGCAGCCCCAAUUGGCGAAUGAACGAAUCAGCAGCAGCAUUUGGUUCACAGGCGCAUAUGCAUUUCAAUUCUUGAUCUUCGGGAUAUUUGGUUAGGUUGGAUAUCAUUUUUUCCAGACUACCCGCCUUCUGGUAGCGUCGCUGAACCUCCCCUUAGAUGCGGAGGUCUAAUCGCGCAUCAGCGACGAUUUUAGACAUAAUUGCAACCUACUGAAAACGACCAAAUCCGGUCUGCGUAAAAGUAAUUGCUAAUGCCGAUAACUGGUGCUCCACGCUAAAAGUAACAUUAUAAAAUAGACCAUAUAACCCGAACUGAUGAUUUCUAUAUUUCUAAUGCCUGCUACUGCCAUCAGAGGUCCAUAUGACGACGCGUAUUCAACCAGACACACGUCAGAAUAACCUGAUUGCAAAUAAAAUAAGCUGACCUCACGGGAGCCAAGCCUAAACAAAACUCGUGAGGUAGAAAGUAUGAUGAUUUGAAAAAACUCACAGUCAAAAGUAUAUUCAAAAACGAAUGGCGUCACUGGCUUCUUCGUAUUUACUUAGUCUUUUUGCAUUCGCUUCGUUAUCAUUACUCGACUACUUUCCGAACAGAGUUACUGUUGACAGGCGUAUUUGGUGUUUUCAUUUUCCUACCGCGCCUGUGUUGGCCUAUCGACCUCUUUUGGUUCCUUAUACAUUUCGCAUUUUUAUAAUUAAACACUGUUUCGUAUUUUAGCCUGACCGCGAAGUGGUAGGCUUUACUUUUUAGACGUUGACUCCCGGGAAUGUAGGGCAAAAGACUAUGUGCAAAAAACGAAUCUGAAAAUAACCUGUGCGUUUGGCGAAAAAACUUUGGGAAAGGGAUAUUUAGUUUUGGUGGCAAAACGGGUUUAGAUUCCCCAGGACAAGAACUUUAAGGUCCAAUCCUGAAGAUUGUUAGAACAUUUGAGGACAAUUCCACCAGAAUCAGUGAAAGUGCCGUCUGGUGGUCAUGUCUGCAGUCUGUAUAGUAGGAUAUUUGGGAGAUGGCAAGCAGCUCAACCAUGCUUCAGACAACAUAGGCUCUUAAACUCGCAAAGCCCCAAGUGAAAUUUUUUAGCAUACUUUUAGCCAGAAAAUCCGCCUAGGUGAUAUGAGACAACCGAUUCGAACCGAGUAUCCGUCAAAGUCAAUAUCCACAGAGUAUAAUGAUGACUUUUGAAUGGGCAUCUCUCCUACCGCUUAGGUACAUGACACCUAUGGUAUUUCACCAGCCAGACAGUGUGUAUUUUCUAAUCGAGUUUUGAUGUUCGUAUAAACGCAGCCAUAAGGUAACUUAAGAAGUGCGCGAAAAUUAUUUCUUGCAUAUAUUUUGCAGGGAACCAGGUCUUCUGUGUAAUUUUCUUCUAAACUUUAGGCAUUUUCAAAAAUAUCAUUGUUCAUAUAGUUUUCUUCUCCCCCUUCAUCCCUACUGCUCAUAAAUUCUGUAUUAGGAUGGAAGUGUGCUACAGUAAGGAAACAUGCAGAGUCAUGUAAGAUGGUAACCAUAUGAAUAUGCAAAAAUAAAUGUGGUAUUUUAAGAUAAAGGGAAUUUGUCAACUCGUGUAAAAUCAAAAGCUUGUCUUUUUCUAAUAUAUACCGUCUGAGUACAACUAAAUUCCCAAAGAAAAUUAACACAAGUACCCAAUACUGCCAACAUACAUCCCAGUAGAUAGUACUAAAGGCACACAGUCGACAAAAACGAGUCGAAAAAUGAGCACUAAGUAAACACGGCUAUUUUUGCUAGUUCAGUUCACAAAAGUAAUCGAGAUAAAGUCCAUUCAGUAGUCAGCAUACUACCGUGCAUUGACUGACCAACCAUUGUGUUCACCGCUGAUUUGUUUUCCGAUCAGUCCAAUGCCAGAUUUGGACAAUUGCUUUGUGUGUUAGAAAAAUUGCGUCUCAAAGGCCUUACUCACACUGAACAUUAUACAGAAACAUAGUUGUAGUCUUCACUAUGAAAAGGGAAGUAAAACUAGGAACCACAUGGGUACUCACUGACGAACCGAAGCUGCGUAAUGAGCGGCAGAAAACUAUUAAAACGCAUUAUUGUCACUGUGGGAAGUCCCCAAUUCCGCCUCCGGUCUUCCAAACUGUCUUGACACCGGGUCCUGCUGGGUGAACGAGGAGAGUGCGCGAUGGAUACUGCGCAAGUCUACUAUCAUUAUAAGCGGAUUCACUGGCAAGUCACCGUCCCUGUGUCCGCCAUGCCAUGGAGCCAACAAUGAACAUCGCGUUCGCGAAUUCCAAACUGUCGUGUGAAGUCUAUAAUAGUCUCGAUAUGGAACGAAAAUGGCGCGUUGGUGAUAACUUAUCCUCUGUUUAUUCUUUACUGAUUAUGGUCACGAGUUAGUCUUUUCUUUUUUCGCAUUAACAUUUAUGCACCUGCAUUUAGUAUAGGUUGUGACAUGUGUGAUGACAGGCGUCAUUCAGUGGAUGAAAUCGUUUCAGGGGUGGCGCUUCAAUAAAUGUUGACUCUAUUCAUUAUGCUCACUCUAAGCGAGUUCUGGUGCAUGUGACCUACUUUGUAAACACAUUUACCUCGUCUUGUACGCUUUUCAUUUUACCCACGCUGACGCACACAGAUUUCACCCUAUGUCGAGAGCUGUUUGCGCAUUGACACCUUCAAUGUGAAGAUGGGCAGGCUAGUUCGCUGUGCUCCCGCGCCCAUGAAAAGAUGACUUGGAUGAAGACUUUUGCUAACGAAGCAAUGCCAGUGCGUCAGGAGCGCCGACACCAUCUCUAGUUUGGAUAAAUUUACUCCUUUUGGUUGCCCUUCCUUCCAGUUUCUGUUGGUUCACGUUUCAUUUGGAACUUUAUUCCCUUGUCUUUGAUUGCAACCUUGCUGCUGAUGGCAACUUUUCUCUCUUCUCCAGCUGCCCCUUAGCAUUCGAGAUACUCUCCAAAAAUCCACAUUCAAUGAGACCCUUCGUCAUCCCUCAGUCCGUCAACCGGAAAGCGCCCCAAGACACCAACCGGCAACUUUUGAUCCGAUCGACAUGACAGCUUUGAAAGUCGCUGCUAUGGUAGCUGAAUACAUCCUAACCUGA
Spirometra erinaceieuropaei is the source of this 9099-nucleotide messenger RNA. Lineage: Eukaryota; Metazoa; Platyhelminthes; Cestoda; Diphyllobothriidea; Diphyllobothriidae. The record is from the annotation of a GenBank genome assembly.